Messenger RNA from Acomys russatus (golden spiny mouse), 1074 nucleotides. It is a transcript of the gene Ecrg4, whose product is annotated as ECRG4 augurin precursor. NCBI's taxonomy places the organism in Eukaryota, Metazoa, Chordata, Mammalia, Rodentia, Muridae. Gene Ontology annotation, biological process: G1 to G0 transition; central nervous system development; cellular senescence. The record is from RefSeq and is a predicted model, not a curated record. The coding region runs from base 100 to 546 and encodes 148 amino acids. The transcript is spliced from 4 exons.
UCCCGCCCCAGCAAGGACACCCGAGCUUUAGCGCCUGCUUCACUGAGCCUAGGUCCAGCUCCAGUUGUCCCUCCAGCCACUCUGUUGUGCCUUGGAGCCAUGGCCACCUCAUCUCUGAGGCCUGGAGUCCUGGCCCUGACUGGGCUGGCGCUGCUCCUUCUUCUGUGCCUGGGUCCAGGUGGCAUAAAUGGAAACAAACUCAAGACAAUUCUCCAGAAACGAGAAAAUCCUGUUUCAUUCAAGACUAAUAUGGCUAUUGCUGAGAACACGGCGAAGAAAUUCCUAGGUGGCCUGAAGCGUGCCAAGAGGCAGCUGUGGGAUCGUACACGGCCUGAGGUGCAGCAGUGGUACCAGCAGUUUCUGUACAUGGGCUUUGAUGAGGCGAAAUUUGAAGAUGAUGUCAACUAUUGGCUAAACAGAAACCGGAAUGGACAUGAUUACUAUGGUGACUACUAUCAGCGUCAUUAUGAUGAAGAUGCAGCCAUUGGACCCCGCAGCCCAGAAAGCUUUAGGCAUGGAGCCAGUGUCAACUAUGAUGACUAUUAAUCUCCCUUGCUGAGGUGCCACAGAGCCUGUGCCUUGCUUCAGUAGACCUUUUCUUUCCAUAUCAUGUGAACAUCAAGGGCUAAAGGAAGGAGUAUAAGUGCUGUUUGCAUUUCAUGCAUGUGCUUAACAAAAUGUCUCAUUUAAAAAUAGAAAUAAAAACAUUUUUUGCAAAGUAUCAGAAUUCACUUGGGAGAAAAUUGAGCCUUAACAAUUCUAAUCACCUCCAUUUUUGAAGUUAGCAUACCAUCUGAGGGCCUGUAUAUUUACUUCCAGAAACCCUGUCAGCAUCCAGUCACAGCAUGAGUAAAAGUCAUGGGUCUCUGUUUGUUAAAAGCCAGUCUGUAUUAAAUGAAAAACAUUGAUUCAACAGAAAAAUCCAGUUGGCAAUGAAUGUUAGUCUUGGAUAUGAUCUAGAGAGUUUUAAUCACUGGACAGGCAUUAGGGUGCUUUCUCUGCUCAGGGUUGCAAGCCUGAUUUAAUAAACUAUACAAGAAAGGUAGUGAAAACUGACCAGAAGUUUCAUGGAUC